AGUUAGCUCCCGGGGCUUGGGCUACGACUUGCAAGAGUUUAGGGGGCAACGAACAGAAUGGCCCUGGAGAUGCCUAUGCCGGACAGCCGCCCCGACGCCUAGGACUUCAGGCAGGGAUGCAGCUGGGGGUCUAGGGAAGCACUUCCACCCCUUCUGUCCUCAACCCUGGCAGGGUGGUUUCCCAAUCCUCUCAAGACAUUCAUGGAUGGAUGAGAGGAACUGACACUGAUCUCCCCCUUUGUGAGCGCCUCCUGUUCAGCUAUGGAGGAAAGCUUGCUGCCCCUGGUUGUGACCUCUGAUCCCAGGCUCUUUAACCAACAACUCCUAGAGCCUCCAGACCCAAGAUGUGUCUUGGAACCCCAGAACAGUCCUGAACUGGCGCCUGCCCUGUUGUGUGCCCUUUGCUGCUGCUUUGGAAUCAUCUACUGCUGCUUUGGCUACCGCUGUUUCAAGGCAGUGAUGUUUCUUUCGGGCCUGCUAUCAGGAGCGCUGGUGAUCUUCCUCCUAUGCCACAAGGAGCGGGUGCUGGAGACACAGCUGAGCCUGGAGGUGAGCGCAGGCAUCGCUCUGGGCAUCGGACUCCUCUGCGGCCUGGUCACCAUGCUAGUGCGCAGUGUUGGGCUCUUCCUGACUGGUCUCCUGCUAGGCCUGACCCUGGGUGCCGGGGUCCUGCUGGGCACUGAGCCCAUCUACCAACCGCCUUCAGCCUGGGUGCCAGCCGGGAGCCUGGUGGGGCUGGCACUGCUGGGAGCCCUGCUCACACUUCGGUGGCCACGCCCAUUCACAGUUCUAGGCACAGCCCUGCUGGGUGCUGCAGUGCUGGUGGCCUGUGCUGACUACUUCCUGGAGGGGCUGGCACUGGGCAGUCGGCUGGGCCAACGCCUGCAGGCACUUCCAGCCCUUCCUCCUCUCUGCUGGUAUAGCUGGGUCUUGCUGGGGGCCUGGCCCGCCCUGGGGGCCAUUGGGGCCCUGGCCCAGUGGAAGCUCAUGGCUGAGGAACAUGGAGGCCACACCAAUGCAGUGGUCUUAAGCCGCCAGCGAAGGCAUCUCCAUCUCCUUGGGCUCCGUCAGCAAGAGGCCAAGUGGCACCGGACGCCCCCCGGGGUGGGGCUGUGUGAAGGCAGCUACCGGCGCCAGCUUCCCCCCACUGCCCGCAGCCCUGCUGACAGUCUGGCUCCAAGUUUUCUCCAGAGCCUACGAGAGCGCCAGCUGCGGCCAGGUACCCAGGCCACAGCCCCGCCUACCAUCCUGGACCUGGAUUCUGACUGUGGUUCCACGGUACCCCUCACCACACCCUCUGGUUCCACCCAGACCUGAACCUAAACCUCUACUGAUACCCCCACCCCUAGCAAGGGGUCUGGGAACAGUAGGUGAGCAGGGCCUGAGCUCACAGGACCCACACACAGAAUUCCCCACCUCUUGGACUCGGGGAUAGGAUCUGUGCACCAAACAAGCCCAGGUCUGUAGGAAUGUGUUUUAGAGACAGAUAGAAUGGCAUGUUGGGGGAGGGGGAGAAAUGGAAGUGUGAAUACCUACUUCUGUCCAAUAUUUGAAGUGCCUUGGUCCCCAAAGAAACUGACUCUAAUCCCCUCCAAACCAGAGGGCUCUUUUCCAAAUCACCUCUCUUUUAUACUACCCACCUUAGUGUGCCUCUCAAUGGUGAAAUAAGCGGUUUUGUUUUCAUAGGACCUAUAGAAAAUCAGCACUUGAUAGCUUUUUGAUGGGGAGAAGGGCACAGAUGAUUCCAAUCUCCAGGUCCCUCAUUAGGGAGGGGAUAGUUGGGUUUCUGGUUAAUCUUUCCCCCAGACCCCACAGGCUUGAGCCCCCUUCUUCUACCUCAGCUGGGGACACUGUCCUCCAUAAUGCUUCCCCUUUUCUUUCUUAACCUGGGGAAGACUGCAGGGCAGUACCUGGUUCAGAGCCUGACCCUCCAAAGUUGGCUUCUUGCUCCAAGGAUUGGCCCACAUGCCAGAGUCUUGCCCAUUGGCCCAAAACAGCCUGAUUUUCAGGGCUGCAUGGGAGACAAGUGCCUUCUCAGCCUCUCACUGUGGAUGAUACUAAUUUCCUCCUUAACCAGAACUUUGCUCCAGCCACUAACCCACUCUAACACUUCCCACCUCUGGGUCUCCUGCCCAAAGUCUGUUCCCUUGUUCCCCAGACAGCAAGAAGGAAGAUAAAUCCCUCCCCUGGGCAGCAAGGCUAUGAUGGGAGGGAGGAAGAACCUGAGAGCAUGUGAAUAAAAUGGCACUGAAUACUGAA
This is a messenger RNA of Choloepus didactylus (southern two-toed sloth), 2259 nucleotides long. RefSeq names its product transmembrane protein 198-like. The transcript has 5 exons. Bases 262 to 1317 code for a protein of 351 amino acids. Gene Ontology annotation, cellular component: vesicle membrane; plasma membrane. NCBI's taxonomy places the organism in Eukaryota, Metazoa, Chordata, Mammalia, Pilosa, Megalonychidae. The record is from RefSeq and is a predicted model, not a curated record.